This is a messenger RNA of Lolium rigidum, 1209 nucleotides long. RefSeq lists its product as uncharacterized. The coding region runs from base 265 to 1209 and encodes 314 amino acids. The record is from RefSeq and is a predicted model, not a curated record. NCBI's taxonomy places the organism in Eukaryota, Viridiplantae, Streptophyta, Magnoliopsida, Poales, Poaceae. The transcript has 2 exons.
AUGUGUGUAGCAUCUACUGUGGCCUCUUUGAAAAAUGCAUUGAUGUAGUUGAAAUUAAUUCAAUCGAUCCAACAUAUAUAUUGUUUUACUUCUCUCUGUGUCCUGGUAGUUUUACUUCUCUAAUAUCAGAGCUUGUUUUGUAAGUAUAUUGUUUUGUAAGCUGUACGGAAUUGGUGACAGUUAUUCUUUUCUGCAUAGGUUGAGCGUGUAGUUGCAUCAGCUCUUCUUUUCAUUAAUUAUUUCUUUUUUCAACUAUUGCUAGUGAUGGAUUCUAGAGUUCAAAAAAUUAGGAAGUUCAUGUUGCAAGAAGAGGAAGAUGACGAUGAACUCUUCUUAGUUUUGCUUCCUGCUCUAUACUCUUCUCUCUACGAGGAAAAGCGUCCAGUCCACACAUCUUCUUUAUCCGGUGCUCAGCUGGUUAAGGAAAUAUUAGAAGGACAUGAGAGUUGGUCUAAGGUUGAAUUCCGGAUGGAGCCUGAAAUUUUCAGAGCUGUCUCGGAUUAUCUUAAGAGAGAGCGUCUAUUGGAAGGCACAACAAGAGUAGAUGUUGAUGAGCAGUUGGGAAUGUUCAUGUAUAUGAUCUCCCACAAUGCUACCAAUCAAGAUUUGCAAAAAAAGUUUCAACAUAGUGCUGAAACAGUCCAUAGGAAGCUGAAUGAAAUUAUCAACUUGAUUCCACUUUUAGUCCAAAGAUUUGUGAAGGUUCCAACUUCUCUCCAGCCUCACCCGAAGAUAAUGUCCAACCCACGGUUCUGGCCUUACUUUCAGAAUUGCAUUGGGGCAAUCGAUGGAACACAUAUCCCCAUAACUAUUGCUGAAGAAUUAGCUGCACCAUAUAGGAAUAGAAAAGGAACCCUUUCUCAAAACAUGAUGGUCGCAUGUGACUUCGAUCUGAACUUCACAUUCAUUUCAUGCGGGUGGGAAGGGUCUGCAUCAGAUGCGGGAGUUCUUCGUUCUGCUAUCAGCAAGGGGUUUGAGGUGCCUGCUGGAAAGUUCUAUCUUGUAGAUGGUGGUUAUGGAAACACAUCCUCUUUUCUUGCCCCGUAUCCAGGAGUCCGGUACCAUCUCGGCGAAUUUAGGAGGCGUCGGCGUAAUGAAACUGGUUGGAUCACCAACCACCACUUAUUCCACCAGAAACGUAUGUUGACGUUCCGGAGGGAGAUGAUGCCCACCACCAAGAUGCCCACCACCAACAUCAAGCGGACUUAA